AUUCAACAGUUAAGGAAGAAGUUGAUAAAAAGCAAUGGACAGCAAUUGAUUUUGUAUUUAAAAUGAAUCACAUUCACUUGGAAAUAUUUUCUGGUGAUGGAUUUCAAGUAAAAUCUUUAGAUGAAAUGAGUUUAUCCAAAUUUUCACUUAAUCAAAGUAAUACCAAAUUUAAAAUGAUGAAUGAUGGAUCAAUGGAAGGAGAACUUUGUAUUCGUUCAGUUACCUUAAACGAUACAAGACCAAAUAUCAAAAAUGUUUAUAGAGAGAUAUUACCCGCAGUAAACAAAGAUAGUUCACAAUUCACUCUCAGUUUUACAAUGACCAGUGGAAUAGAGAGAGAUAUAAUAGCUAUCGUCACAUUUGAUAGUCCUACUGUUAUAUUAACAUUAGAUCAUUUAUUUGCCACACGUAAUUAUUUCAUGAGUGCAUUUGAAAAUUCAUCAACAAAUAACGAUGAACAAAAUGAAUUAAUUGAACAAAAUGGUCAAAGUGGUUCUCAAUCACCUAGUUCACCUACUUCAUCUAAUUCAUCUAUACAUUCACAAUCACCAAUGUUACCACCACGUUCAAUAGCUAUUCAACCUCAACAGAAACAAACUACUCCAACUACUAUAUUUAAUUAUCGAGUGAGUGUUGAAAAUGCUGAAAUCAUUUUACUUGCUAAUCCACAUUUAGCAAGUACUGAAGCAGUAAUUCUUUCUGCUCAACAAUUGGUUCUUGCCAAACAAGGGGUUAUGUCAUUGGCAGUUGAUCAAAUAGGAAUGUUUUUAUGUCGUAUGGAUCAAAGAGAAUCAACUCAAUUACGAUUUAUUGAUAAUUUCAAUUUUAAUAUGUCAAUGGAUACUCGUAGUUCCAAACCAGGACAACAACUUACAAAUAUUGAGGUUGAUGUUGGACCACUAAUUUUAAGAGUAUCAUAUAGGGAUGUUUUAUUAAUCGGUUCAAUUGUAAAUAAAGUAUCAGAACUUUCAUCACAAUCAACCGCCGAUGAACCUGAAUCAACCGAGAAAGAUGAAGAAUCUUCAGAUACGAAUGCGUUAAGAACGUUUAAUUAUGAUAAACUGGGUUCCCCCAAGAAAAAUAAUAGUAAAGGACGUCAAUAUAACACACAGGCUUUUCUGACACGUGAAGUGCUCAAAGCAACAUUUCAAGGAACGAGAUUAAUAUUAAUUGGGGAUGAACACGAUAUCCCAAUGAUUGAUGGAAAAUGUAAUAACUUUACUGUAACAGUAAAUGAUUGGUCAUCUCAGAUGAGCGUUGAUGCCACCAUAUCAACUUAUAUGAAUUAUUUUAAUCUUACAAAUUCACAUUGGGAACCACUUGUUGAACCAUGGCAAUAUAGCCUUCAUAAUAUAAAUCCCGAAAGUAUGGUGAUAGAUAUUUCUUCUCAGAAACGACUAGAAUUAAAUAUCACGCAUAUAUUCAUAGAAACAAUGUGGACUACACUUUCUAUACUUAAUCAUGAGAGCGAGCAUGUUCUUAGUACCGAUCGAGGAUCAAAAACACCUUAUAAACUUAGAAAUAAAACAGGUUACAAUAUGCACAUUUGGGCAAUUUCAUCUGAUGAUGCCAAAGAUACUGUGGUAGAAGAAUUGAAUGAUGGUCAUGAAUUAAAUUGGAGAUUUGAUGAUUGGCGUAAAACUCGUGAAUCAAUGAAUAUAACCAAAAAUAUUCUUGGUAUACAAUUUGAUGGAGCUUUAUGGGAAAGCAUUAAAGAAAUUCCCGUAGAUAGAGAAGGGGAAACACUUUAUUCUCUACGUCCUAAAAUAAAGAAUGUUUCUCAUCGUUUGGUGGUUCAUGUGAAAUUAGAAGAUAAUAUCAAGGUAGUAACAUUUAGAUCAGCCCUCGUUGUUGAAAAUCGUACACUUUUGGUUAUGGAACUUUUAGUUGUUGAUGAUCAUGAAAAUGCAAUGUCCACCGUUCAACGAAUUGCUCCGGGAGAAGAUUAUCCUGUUCCAAUAGAAGUUGCGUACAAUUGUAAACUUAAAAUGAGACCUGAUGGAAAUUUUGGUUAUAAUUGGAGUAGAGAGAGCUUAUACUGGAAAGAUUUCUUGAAACCUGAUCCAAUUACUUCACUUUCUUGUGAGAAUUUUCAACAAGAAGAUGAAGAUGGUCUAUUCAGAUUCCAAGUAUUUGCUCGAUAUAGUAAAAACGAUCCUCUCAUCAAAGUGUAUCCUUAUAUGACCAUUCGUUUAAGUGCACCAAUUCAAGUCGAAAAUUUAUUACCUUAUGAUAUUGAUUUCUGUAUCCGUGUCGUCUAUGAUAAUAAAGAGAAACAUGAUUGGGCUAAUAAUUUCUUACGUAAAGGACAAGUAACAUCAUUUCAUCACAUUGAAUUGGGAACCUUACUCCUUAGUGUCAAAGUUCUUGAUACAGAUUAUGAUACUAGUGAAUUUGCUAUAAUACGUGCACCAGAUAGAUAUGAAUAUAAUAUUGAUAGCCAAUUAACUUUAACUGAUAAAGAGGGAGCUUUCAAAUAUAGUAUUUAUAGUCCUUAUGUCAUGAUAAAUAAAACAGGUUUAGAUAUGGUAUUUAAAUCUAAAUCGCUUAUGUCGUUUAUGCAAUCUGCCAAAUUUGCGGCUGGUCAAGGAUGGCUAAGAAAAAAGGAUCAAAAUGCUGCUCCAUACAUGUUUUCAUAUCCAAAUGAAGAAACUCGGUAUAGAGCUCUCCUAAAAGUAGGAGAUUCAGAAUGGAGCAAGCCACUAAGUUUUGAAGCAGUUGGCACGUUUUUAGAAGUCGUAGUUCCUUCAGCCACUAAAACCGAAGAGAUACAUUUGGGUGUUAGUAUACAAGAAGGACAUCAAAAA
Molecule: messenger RNA, 2807 nt
Organism: Dentiscutata erythropus
Lineage: Eukaryota; Fungi; Glomeromycota; Glomeromycetes; Diversisporales; Gigasporaceae
Source: the annotation of a GenBank genome assembly